Messenger RNA from Betta splendens (Siamese fighting fish), 10253 nucleotides. It is a transcript of the gene lrrc3b, whose product is annotated as leucine rich repeat containing 3B. Gene Ontology annotation, molecular function: protein binding. Lineage: Eukaryota; Metazoa; Chordata; Actinopteri; Anabantiformes; Osphronemidae. The record is from RefSeq and is a predicted model, not a curated record. The transcript has 2 exons. The coding region runs from base 5239 to 6021 and encodes 260 amino acids.
ACCCACCACAGUCAUGGAGUCCUGCCUCAUUUCAUUCUCAUUUUUACGCUCUUCUCAUUAAGCAAAGCAUCAAUUAGAGCAUCCAGACUCUUCUAUGGCUCGUUUUAAGGCCAAGCCUGGUGCAUUGCUGUGCGUUGAGAACAACGGAAUAACGGGACAAAUUAAAAUUCAGUGCCAUCCUUCAUACAGUAGGUGACUGUGCAAUAGGAUUGUCUAUUGGCAUGUAAUGUAAGAGGCUCAGAUGAUAAUUUAUUUAUGCUAAACACACAGUCCAUUCCCAGUGAUGCCUUUUAAUCUUUUGUGUGUCGGGGCAAAAAGUUUAAUCUAUAUACCUUUGUAUAUCAAUAUAUAUAUAUGUGUUGUAUACCACCGUAUAUCAAAAAUGGUACAAGGGAUCUCUUAGGAUCUCUUAGAGACAACAGCAGAUUACCUUAUGAGUCAAAAUUUUGAUCAAUUACAUUUUGCCGGAGAUCCAAAUCUGGAACAGUUUCCUGAAUCUUUAAUUAGAAUAGUUCCGCAAACAUUCAAUGACAGGAUCAUUAACAGUUCCUGAAAUGCAGCUUUCUUUUCUUUGAUGAAGAUGUUUUUUAACUACCGAUUUGGCAUGUUUGCUGCAAAAGCACAGCUAAGCCAGGGACUGAAAGAACAGAUGAAGUGGAUACCAAAUUAGAAAUUAAACAACAAAAAUAGCGACUUCAUUUCCAUUCCCAUCUGUUAGGUUUUAACAAUCUACCAGACAACUUGGACUCUGACUCUGACAACUCAGACUUGCUUGGACACAGUUGUGGGCAAAGGAAAAAAAUCAGUCAUUAACAGCUUUAGGGACUAAAUGAUAGGGAGAGGGUGGUUACUUCAAUACAGGCAUCUGACCUUUUUGCCCUCAUAGAGGUAUCCUCUGGUUGGAUAACAGUGAAAACUGACUUUCUUGAACAGCCGCAUCUAUUAGCCAUUCUUAGCCACACCAAAUCUGUUCUGAUUUUAUACAUCUAAUGUACUGUACCACUGGGACAAAUAUGCAGGUUAAUGCACAGAUAGUCUCAACAUUAUCAGUGUAGAGGAUCAUUUAACAUUGACUACUAAUCACCAGAGACAUUUUGUGAAAGUGCCCAAAUGUGAUGUGCUCACGUGAACAAGGCUCAGUCUGUGGGGAUUCACUUCUGUGCUCAUCUUGUACUUGUAAGGGCCAUGCUGGAGCCUAUACUGUACCAUCUACUGGUUGGGCAAGAGGACAGAAUCGCGGUCCAUCAGGGCCAUAUACAGUGUAGAGGCAGAGAAUCACUCACACCUAGAGGAAAAAAAAAAUCUGUUUAUUUUACAUUUAUUUAUACUUUUUAUAAUGAAAAUAGUUAUUUCUUUUUAGAGCUACGUAUGAAUUGUCAUACUAAGCAUUAAAAGCUUGGUGUUUCUAAUUUUUAAAAAAUGUUGAGUAUUACAGUUGUUUUCUGCUCUAGUAAGAAUGUACAGUACUGCAAAUGGAUGAAGCUUUACUUUAAAGCCAGUGUUGCAGUGUAGAGUUAAACACACUAGUAAAGCAACUGUGAAGUAAAAAGUAAUGGUCGAUGGAAACACAUCUGUGACUACCGAAUAAACUGAUUAUUCAAUUUAGUUCAAUUGAAUUCAGUUUAAUUUAUAUAGCACCAAUUCACAACAAAAGUUAUCUCAAGGCACUUUACAAACUGAGGGGCUAGAGAAGAGAGAAGAGAACAACAGGAGACGUGUGUCGACUAUAUCACUGUGACCAUGAGCACCACUUGCCGCUGCUGCCCUCUGAACUGGGUUGUUGAACUACUCACAUAAUUGCUGCACUGGUAACACUUUUACUAUACUACAUGUUAUCACUAUAGGGUUAUGUGAUGUUGCAUAAGGCCAUGCUGUCUAGUUUCUUUCUAGACUAGAAAGCGAUAUAGACACAGCAUUCAGUUCACCAUCCGCCGACAUGGCAGAUGAUACCGAGCAGGCUGUCCAGUCACCAACACCAGCUUUGUGCAGCUUUAAAACAAGGAAAUAAUCUAAUAUCUAGCAUAUUUUAACCAAUUAUAUGGUCAUUUCACUGGGAAAAUUGGACCUUUUGCGAUCAUUUUGAAGUUUGUCUAUAUGCCCGACCUAUCGGCUAGUGUUACUGAGGCGGAUUCUGAUAGAGCUUUAAAAUAAUCUCCAGUGAGGACAAUGAGGAGAGGCCAUCUAAAACACUGCAGAUGGCAUGGGUGGUAAAAGCAGAUUUUGGUUCUGCCUUUUCUCUGCAAAGUAAUAUCAUCUGUCACCCUUCGUACCUUGGCAUCAGUACAGCUAAAUAUGAAACAAUGCCAAGUUGUAAAAUGUUGUCUGGCAGUAUUACAAACCCCCUGCUCUGUCUUGAUAUUUAAUAACCUUUAAAAGACACAAAUCUCUUCCUCCUGCUGGAUUUUCUACAUCAUAUUUCAUUGUCUACAAGAUAUACAUGGAGCAACACAUGCUCGAAAACACUAUGCUUUGCUUUUAGGCAGGGAAAACAUCCCUGUUAAUAUAGUCUGAGUGCUUCUCACCAGCAGACUAAUUAUGCUUUGAUUGUGAGCUCCUCCAAAAAAAGGCAUACUGAUUGCAAGCAGUUUGGUGUGUGUAGAAACAAUCGCGUUUACUGUACCUCUAAAUUGCUUCAUCUUGAAUCAGAACCAUGCGAGUCAGUGGCACAGAGGAAUUCUGCCUGCCGGUCCAACUCAUUUCAAACAUGUCGUACAGUUGAACAUCUGACCAUCUGAUGCAGUAAUCGUACUUCCUGACUCAAGAUUUGUGCAUCUAGUGUGUUUGGUUUUUUUAGGUGUUAUCCUGUAGCAUGCAGCCAUAUUUAGUUUCUGCUUAAACCUAUCCCAACAGCUAUGGCUGCUACCGUAGAAUUUAUGACAGUUUCAAACAAAAGAUCUAAUUGUCUGAGAUUGUCGACUGCCAUUGGAAGCACGGUGCUUUAAGUACAUGCUACAUGUAGGUUUUUAAACCAAUAGAAAACCUCUUGGUACACAGAAAAAUGUUGUUUAAAUGUUUGUGUAAAUGUACAUGUUAAGAGAACUGCUUCCUUAAUUUGUAAAAUGAAAUCAAAUUGUCCCAAAUCAGACAGAUAUAUAGUGUAUACAGUAUGGAGUCUUUAAAACAUAAAAAAACAUAUUUGCUGAACAACUUGUUAUGAUGCAAAGAAUAUUUGGUUGGAAGUAUAAAAGUAAAAUAAAAACUGCAUAUCUUAAUGAGAUUACUAAAAAGGAGACGAUGCAUAGCGAAUACUGUGACGGUUAACUCCUCCGGCCACCGAAGUUUCUUACAGGUCUGUGUGUGUCAUUUGCCUCCGCUUCCAUUUGUCUGUUUUGCAUUUGGGCUCGUUUUGCUAGUGUUUACAGCGUCCUAUGUCAGUAGCUGUUGCAGGGGUCUGCAACCCUGGUCCUCAAGAGCCACUGUCCUGCUGGUGUCCAACUCUCCCUGCCCCAGCUGAUACUGAUCUCCUUGACCAGGUGUUCAGUCAAUCAGCAGCUAACUGACACACCUGAACAAGGUGAUCAGCAGGAAAAUCAGUUUGUCUUGUUGAAACAGUUCGCAUGCAGCCUACAGUAUACGUCUGGUUCGUUUAUUUUGUUUUGAUAGUUGAGGGUGGAAACAGUAAUUGUGCAAUGAGGUGAAACUGAUUUAAAGUGGUAGAAGAGUACAGAGGUUUCAUUUGCUUGCUGUGGUGGCCAUGAAGGGACCUGUUUAAGGAUAUGGCUCGAUUCCAAAUCACUUAGUAUUGCAGUUGUUGACCCAGCUGAUCCACCUGCACUCUGCUUGUCCUUUUCUCUCUUCCGCCUCCCCUUGCCCAAAUCGAUCGAGGCAGAUGGCAUGGUCUGCGAGAAAAACAGCAAGUUACUCUAACUCUCCAUCAGUGGUUUUUAAGAUAAUUUGGAAAAAUCAUCUCAGUUCAUUGUCUAACAAACAUAGCUUUUGAAAGGAGACUUCACUCUAAGAAAAUAGAUGUGCAGCAGUUGCAGUGUGUUGCAACCAACCCCUGAAGAGCACAGAGCUAAACAUUUGAAGGAGCUUUAUCUUGAUACGUAGAGACAAACAAGCUUUCAAGUUCAAACUGGAGCGCAGUGUAUGAGGCUAGAAAUGGCAGAUAUUUUGCAGCUACAAUAUGUACAGUAGAUGAAACCCAUUGAAAUGAAUGGGUCUAGUUACAAGCAUAGGCCAGAAUACUAGGACCUUAGCCCUAGGAGGUCAAGUUGCCAAUAAUGACAUCAGGCCAUCCCUCACAUGACAUCCUACUGUCGCCAGUCUGUAUUUUGUCUUUUUAAAGGAACAUUUUCAUGGGAAUAGUAAAAUCGCUGUCUGUCUAUUUCCCACUCUUUACAAUUGCAUUUGUCAAGAUACUGUGUCAAACAGUGCCUUGGUCCAGGGCCCAUGUACACUAUGUAAAGACAGUCAUUCAUGCAGCCCGGGGUCAGGACCCAAAAAUGGGUUUUGAACCAUGACUGGGUUGCCAGCACUAGUGAAAACAGAGGUUAAUGCUGGUAUAUUUAAUUAGACAUUUUAUUUUGGCCUUAUUAAUUUAUUCUGUCAUUUACUGUAUCAUCGCAAAAGUUAUGUUUUGUAAUUUGUUUUUAUGCAACCAAAUAAUGCAGCCAAAACAUCCAAUAAUGUCUUACUAGAUCGCUAUAAUUUGUGUAAAGUUUUGUCUAACUUUGUUUAUUAUGAAGCUUUUAUUACACGCAGUAAAACUGUUUUUAUAAGCAGCAAUAAACUAGCAUAAAAGUGAUAAAGCUCCACAACUGCAUUGAUUCUAAACACAAUGCUGGACGUACAUUUUCAUAAUAACCCAGCCUAUGCCAGGGUUUUUUUUUUUGUUGGUGGUUUUUUGGUGUGCUGUCUUCACACUCCUCAACUGUAGGUGGCGAUUAUGCCCUAAUGCUAGCUGGCACCUGCCAGUUGACUAAUUGAACAUAGGAAAAACGCUAAUAUGUCUCCCUAAAAACAGCAACUUAGAAAACUGAAUUGUUCCAUAAUGUAGUGUUGGUUGUCACAGGUUCAGUGAGAAUUCUAUACACCCACCACAGGAUCCAAAUUGUUACACUGAUGCCAACUGACUGACGGCUGACUGACGGCUUCAGUGCAGUAUGGUAACAUAUGUUCAUACUCCCGCAUCUCCAGUGGAUAACCACUAAGGACUGAUUGCCAAUAUGCAAUGCAUGUAAGGGACCAUCUUUGGUGUUGUGACCCCAGGCGGGAUGCUGUUGACAGCUGGUCAGUAUGAAUCUGCUGGACUUGUGGCUGUCACGCUCCAUCCCCAUGUGCCUGCUCCUUCAGAGCCUUGUCCUUAUGGCCUUGUGCUUCCCCUCGGCCAGCAUGUGUCCAAAGGGUUGCAUCUGCCAGCUUGACCCACACCUUCAUGGGCUCAACGUUACCUGCAGUCAGUCACGACUCAAAGAGAUCCCCCCUACCCUCCCCGUUAACACCGUCCUGCUGAGGCUGGACCAUAACCAGAUAGGAGCUGUGCCUGAUCAAGCUUUCCAUGGACUUAGGGUCUUGAGGGAGCUCAAUCUUUCCUACAAUGCAGUGGAGACUUUAGGGGAAGGGGCUUUUAGUGGUAUAGAGGGGACCUUACAGGUAUUGGACCUCUCCCACAACCGCAUCACUAGCGUACACAAGGAUGCCUUUGCCCGGCUCAAGGCCAGAGUCAUUGUGGAUGAUAACCCCUGGCAUUGUGACUGUGCCCUCCAGCAGGCUAUUAGUGGAAUGGCGCACAAUCGUGAGGCCACUGCCCGAGUCCUCUGCAGAAGCUCCGAGCUUCAUGACCUGGAGGGAAGACCAUUCUUGGCAGUAGACACUGAUCUCUGUAACCUAGCCAAAAGGACCACAGACUACGCCAUGCUUGUGACCAUGUUUGGCUGGUUUGCCAUGGUCAUUUCCUAUGUAGUGUAUUACGUUCGUCAAAACCAGGAGGAUGCCCGGCGUCACCUGGAGUACCUCAAGUCUCUUCCCAGCAAACCCAAGAAACCAGAUGAGGCUGAUGACAUUAGCACUGUUGUCUGACAGUCAAAAAUGUGACUGUCAAAAAUGACAAACAAACCUACUGAACACCAAAAUGUUUAUGUAACAGUAUUGACAUUUGUAUUGUUUCCUAUUUCAGACUUUAAGCUUAUGUGAGCACCAAAACUUCAGACCAAUCUUUGUAUUUUGAAAAUUUUGUGGUACUGUAUGUCUUUGCAUUUACUUGUCCAUGACUGAGAAAGGAUGAGAAGGGAGACCAGUUUAUUAGGCACUAAUAUUGUUUUUUGUUUUUUUUGUACAAAAUAUCUUAUGAGAUCUUUAAAAAAAUCAAUCUCAGGUUAAAAAUCAACAAGGUAAUAUAUUUCUAAAACAUGAUAUUUAAUCCCAGAAAACAAAUGCUACUUAAAUGUCAAUGAAAAUCUCUGCUUGUUCUGUGUUAAGAUGAUCCUUAGAACUGGUAUUGGGGCCAAUUCUGCACAUUUGAAGGGACAAAUUUUGGCUAAAUUAAAGCUGAAACCUUCUGUCUCUGUUCACUUUUAGACUACAGACGCAGUUCUAAGUUUGGGGGUGUCUACUCUUUUACUUGCCUGUUGCCAGCCUUCUGUGUAGCUCUGUGCAAGGCUGGGUGGGGUGCUCAAUUAAACAAGUUAGAGCACGGGGGAGAGUUUAUACAGUAUGUGCCACAAUGCAUGUUAACUAUACAUGUACAGGCAACCAAAUCUGUCAUUAACGUAAAUAGGCAAUUUAGAAAAACAUGUUAAUGAGAACACAAGAAAGAGAAAUACAUCUAUACUGCACUUUACUGAUUUUCCAUUUUAAUAAUACAAAUGAAUAUGUCUUAACUAAUCUAAUUCCUAAACUAGUUAGACUUUUUAUCUGACUGAAGGUCAGAUUAACCAACCCUUCCACAACAUAUACUGGAUUAGGUUAGCAUUUUAGCAGUAAAUAGUUCUAAAUGUUAGAUAAUAAGUUCUCAAUCACUAGCUCAUGAACCAUGAUAUUCACACAUUUACACGUGUUCAUUUAAGUAUCAGCCGCACUACACAAGAUACUGACAAAAUAAAUUCAGAUGCACUAAUGACAACAGAGCUUAAUGCUGGUAUAUUCAAUUAGACAUUUUAUUUUGAUAAGGCAUUAUUCAUUUCUUCUGUCAUUUACUGUAUUAUCACAAACGUUAUGUUUUAUGUUAUUUGUUUUUAUGCAACCAAAUAAUGCAGCCAAAACAUCCAAUAAGGUCUUACUAGAUUGCUAUAAUUUGUGUAAAGUUGUGUCUAAUUUUGUUUAUUGGAACGCUUUUAUCACACACAGUAAAACUGUUUCUAUAGGCAGCAAUAUACUAACAUAAAAGUGAUAAAGCUCCACAACUGCAUUGAUUCUGAAAACAAUGCUGGACGUACGUCUUCAUACUAACCCUGAUUUUGAUUCCUAAAAAAUAAACUGCAAAUUUGCAAUGGGAAAUAGAAAUCAGGGUGUGUUCUGUUUUUCAACAUGUGUGGCCUAGACUUAACAUGAUUGUGUUUUACCAUCAUCUGUGUGCUAAGUGAAUACAUGUUGAACAGCCUGGCAGCAGUCAGCAUGUCAUAUUUUCAAAAACCAUGAGUAGUUUUAAGACCUUCUUUAUACUACCUGCAACUUAACAUAUUUUUUGUGAAAUGGGCUUUGCACAGACAUCCAUGAAACUAUAGCUGUGUCAUUUCAGUGCUGGUUGUCUAUAGGGAGCUGUAUUUGGCAUUAGGUUGACAAAACAGGUGCAGUAACCAAAAAUGAAAAAAAAAAAACAUAUGUAUGUAUUCUGUUACUUUAUAAUGAAACUGUAACUGAUAUCACAAAGGGGUGAAAUUGUUUUCAAAUUUCCCAAUUACCCUGUGUAACUUUUUUAAGGUUAAGGGGUUGGUUUCAAUUGGUCACGUAUUGUAUGUAGUCUUAAGGAACAAGUGAUGACAAUAAAAGAAUGAUCAGCGCUAAGUUCACAGGAACCACUUGCAGGCUGUGUGUCCAACAGCUGUGGCUCAGCUGUUGGAAACUUUAUUACAAAAAGAGAGAAUCAAAAUUAACCAGAACUCACUCAACAACUUGGGCUUUCUGCCACGUAGCGUAAUAACAAAAGUCCAUUCUGUGCAACACGUGUGGAAUACAUUUGUGAAAAGUGAGAAUCAUGUGCAAUGAAAAACAAAAAACAUUGGAAAUAUGAGUUUUUACAUUGCUUUUACCAUGACUGGAAAUUUUUUUUAUAAGACAGAAACCCUUGUGUAACUGUGAGAUGGUUAUCCUUUCUGUUUACCCCUUUUAUGUCGUUGUGUGUUAUAGUGACGUUUGUCAAACGAAGCUAGAAGUAUCAGUAAUAACACACAAACACAGUGUAUGAAAAUUGUACUUGAAUGUAGCAGGUAUUACUAGAAAAAACCAUUAAAACAUUACAAAGCUUCCUACAAACCAAACAGGUUUGUUACACUUAUGCCAGUCAACCACUCUGACACUACCUCCUAAAGUGGCUCAAAAAAUAGUGCUGGUUUAGUAACUUUGAUACAGCCAGCAAGGCAUCGUAUACCCGCUUUAUCUGGGCCAUGGACAGUAGAAUUAUCGAACAGUUACCGAUUAUUGAACAUCAGGGGCCAUCUUUAAACCAAUCCACUGCCCUAGAACUAAUGAUGACACUGGAUGAUUUUCCUCCUCACAUUUAAAAUUAUAGGCUGGAUAUACAGUACAGUAAUAUGCCACUAAAGCAGCAAGCAUUUGUAGCAUGUCUGACUUAGAUGGAUUGUCCAAAUAACACACGGUAGCUAAAGAGAAGGCAAAGAUGAAGAGAGAUUGUGUGAAAAGUGGAGGCAAGGAUUGAACUCCAACCUUUGUCGAGGUCAAUAAUGUGCCAGACACAAACAAACCUGUUGUCAUUGCCUUUGAGAGACUUGAUGACUCACAUGCUUAUGACACUCAUUUGCUUCUUUCAUCAAGUGCCCCAGUCAGUAAUCUUCUAAUCAAUACAGUCUGUCUGAGAUCACUUGUUUAGUCCAUGCACUCUCAUAUCCAAGGUUUCUGGAUUUCUCUCAACAGUGCGUUCGGGUAGGCUGCACUGUAUAUUUCACCCUUCGGUUUGUGAAGUCUACUGUAUGUGUGUUCCUGUUGUGUUCACUAGUCAACUGCUGUUAGUCAGUCUUUGUGUCCAUCAUUUGUACUGAUGGUCAAAGGUAAGCACAAGAAUAAAUGUCAGUUUAUGUGGCUUGUUCUUGUUAAUUCUUUGUGGUUAAGCAGGUCUAUCACAUUCAGAUUUAGAGUUGUUACCAUCAUCAUUUUAUCAGCUCCAUUCCUUUCCUACAUUUCAAAGGGGAGGCAGGUUUUUCAAACUACCCAACAGCAUACACUAGUCUCAGCUUUAGUAAAUCCAUACAAGCCUCGCUAUUACAAGUCAGGUUUCCAACGCAUGCGUUGUGUUCUUGUAAUGACGCGUGCAAUAGUGGUCCAGGCAACGUCUGAAGAGAAAACUAACACUGCCAUUUUCUCAAAUGAAUCAAAAUGAUCUUGAAAAAGAAAUAAUUUUAUUGUAUUUUCUCCCAGACUAAACCUACUUAAUUCAAAUGACAUUUUGAAAAGAUCUUCGACAUAUUUGAUACUGGGUGUUGGUGUUACUUUAUCUUGUAAAACACUUUUACACUGUAUCUUGUAAAAGUUUACGUUUUAAAUGUUUGUCAGAAUUUGUACAAUACUGGUUGUUACACUGGUGUCUUAGGGGAUUCUGUAUGCAACAAGAAUAAAUAGGAAUAGAAGACUAGAAUUAGGUGUAAAUAGGAACUUUGAUGUUGUGUGAGAUACUUGAAAUCCCUUUAAUUAGUUGUUCUUAAAUGUGCUCCAUCCCUUAGCCUUGUGUUGUAGAGGCAACCUCAUACUCCUCAUGACAGCAUUAGGAUUGUCUAUAUGCAUGUCCAGUGUAAAGAAGCACAGUGUAGCCAAGGACACGAGAGUAUUUCUAAGUGCCUGAAUACUUCUCUUCUCUCCACUUUAAAAGUGACAUCUUCAUUUUUUCCAUGUAUGAUCUCACUGCUUAGUGCAUUUGUCAUUUCGGUUUUACUUUGCAAGCAAGAAAAAAAAAACAUAUCCACCAUGUUGAUGUAACAAGCUUUCACACUAAAUUAUAGUGUUGUCUGAAGUUGUCCGUGCACAGACCAGUGUGUGUGUGAGACAGACUGAGUGACAGCUGAGAAUGAAAAUAUUAGCACUGACUAUCAUGGUUGUGUUGUAAUGGCAUGAAAAGAAAUAUUAAAUAAAGAAAGUAUGCAUUG